AUGGCGGCAGUACCUUACAUAUCGGUGCAACCCAACUACUCGGAAGUGUUUUCCGACGUUUCUUCAUCCACCAUCGCCGGCGAAAAAGCCUGGCUCUCCUACUACGCUUCCAAUGCCCCCUCGUCCAGUGUGCAUGUCAAGCUGCGGCUCAUCCAGACCAAAGACGACGGCAAGGACGUAGAUACGCAAGGUGGGGUCAAGGUCGGAGAGCUCGAAACGUCUGGUGGGCCGACACAUGGGUUGCAGAUCAACAGGGUUCACGGAAGCUGGCUGGACCUGGAGCUGACGCAGCCAGCAGCAGCAACGGCGGGCGAGCAUGCCGGAAGGUCGGCGAGAACGCAGCAGUCGGACAUCAAGCUCGACUCUGGCGUGCAGGUUCGGUUCCCUCGAAAGACAUUGACAAAGUUCUUGCCGACCGUGAGCACGUCCAAAGUGAACGACAACUACACAAACUACCCGACCAUCGAUGCGUUUGACUUGUCGCUUGGCACAGCAGACGACGAGCUCGAUCUGUUCGUCGCCGGCGGCACCGAAGGUUCGCUGUACACCGGUCGGCUGGCCGGAGAGUUCGAUGCCGCCGAAGCCCGCGCCUCCGCCAUCGAGACGCUGCUCACCGACGAAGAGCGUCACAUCCUCACCGGAGAAUCGCCCGACCCGGAAGAACGCAAGUGGGACAUCGAAGCGCGCAUCCGCCUCUCAAUCAACACUGCCAAGUCUCGACUGGGCAAAAAGACCUCACUCAAGGGGCACGUUGGCGAUGUCCGUUUUGUCAAGUUCUUCCCGUCGAACCGAGUCGUGCUGUCUACGUCGAGCGAUCUGACGUGCAGGAUCUGGGACCCUUUUACGGGCGACAACCCGCGCACACUCCAGGGCCACAAACGCGCAGUGCUCACCGCGGGCAUCAUCGGCAGGGGCAAGAACAUCUUGACAGCGGGCGCCGACGGCUCGAUUCGACUGUGGGACGUCGCGGCGCCGAAACAGAUCAGGCUGAUGGGCAGCGACCGGUAUUCCGCAGUCAACUGUUUGGCGCUACAGCAGGAGCAGCAGCAGGCAGAGGAGGAGAGCAGCAAGUUCGUGGUUGGAUUGGCGAGCGGCAGCUGGCAGCUGUUUGACGUGAGGGCAGCGACGGCGGCGCUGACGGGCAGCAAGUACGCUUUCCCUCCCGGUGCGGCUCCUUCCGCUAGCGAUCUGUGGACUCAAGCAACGACGGCAGGUGUGACGGCGAUCGACGUGAAAGACAACACUGUUGUCACAGGAACCUCCAACGGCAUCGUCAGCGUAUGGGACCUCCGCUCUGUCUCGUCGUCUUCCCCUCCCUCCUCAUCACCGCCACGCGGCCUCCUCACGGCAUGGAGACGCAACAACGCCGAGCUCAACCACCUCCGCCUGACCACGUCCCACCCCGACGCACUGCACGUGCUCGUGGCGACGCAGGACGGGCUGCCGUACCGCGCUGCGCUCGACCCGUGCUUCACACCGCUGAGCGAGGGGAGGGAGGAAGACAUGCAGAUCGACACGGAGGCGGGUGCAUGCUGGACGGGUGGGGCACCCAGGGUGGUGUGUGAGUAUGCGGGAUGGGACUGCGACCAGACGAGCUGGGUUGGCGAGGAUCGGCAGGGGAGGGUGGUCGUUGCUGGCGCCGAGGGGGCGGUGAGGAGAUAUUGA
This is a messenger RNA of Sporisorium graminicola, 1665 nucleotides long. RefSeq lists its product as uncharacterized. The record is from RefSeq and is a predicted model, not a curated record. Bases 1 to 1665 code for a protein of 554 amino acids. NCBI's taxonomy places the organism in Eukaryota, Fungi, Basidiomycota, Ustilaginomycetes, Ustilaginales, Ustilaginaceae. Gene Ontology annotation, molecular function: protein binding. Gene Ontology annotation, cellular component: preribosome, large subunit precursor. The transcript has a single exon.